AUGACCCACUUGGAACGCAUUGAUGGAUUGGCGUCAAGAUUGAAAAAUGACGACGAUUGCGCAAACUCCUUGUCGACAGUAUCGGAAAUAUGCGACAUCGUCGAGCCCAUAGGCUCUUCAACAGACUACGAACAAUUUUUGAAAGCGGUUAUGCCAAUCUUGCUGGAGCGCUUGGAAUCCACGCCCAUUUCACUGGACGGUGGUUCUCCGAUGCAUAAACUCAGAAAUUCGAUUUUAGAAGUUUUGAACAGAUGUAACAUGAAUGAAGUAUUCGAACCGUAUGCAUUGGAUAAUUUAACAGGCAUGCUUGCGGUCUUGCAAGAAGACAACGAGGAAAACGGAGUUUUGGCAAUGAGAAUAAUUACUGGCUACUUCAAAGCAUACAAACCAGCCCUUCAAGAUCGCGUCACUGCUUUUAUUGACGUGAUAAUGAAUAUAUAUAAACAUAUGCCAGAGCUCGUGCGCCAGACUUUUAAUGAUGAGCUGCACAGAGAUGAGUCGGUGGCAUCCAUGGACUCUACGAACAAUACUCUUGAUGAAAGGGCUUUAGAUGCCAACGAAGAAGACAAUCGCGCCAGCGAGAGUUUGACAGCUGUCUAUAAACCACUCAAGCAAUCCAUGUUCUCAUUUAAAGUGCUAUCGGAAUGCCCAAUCACCAUGGUUACGUUAUACUCGUCUUACAAGCAACUUACAACGGCAUCCCUCCCGCAAUUCAUGCCCCUAAUAAUCGAGCUUCUCACUAUGGAAGCGGACGCUCAGAAGAGGACGCGUGAAGAGGCCGAGUCGCGCGGUGAUAGAUGGAUUAACGUCAGUCCUGAGAUCAAAAACCGUGUUGCUUAUUGUGAUUUCAUUCUAUCCCAAAUAAAAGCGACAUCGUUUCUCGCUUAUGUUUUCAUCCGUGGCUACGCUGCGGAAUAUUUGCAAAACUACGUUGGGUUUGUGCCCGACUUGAUUCUAAGACUACUACAAGAUUGCCCGGCUGAAUUAUCUGCUGCCAGGAAAGAGUUGCUGCACGCUACAAGGCAUAUUUUGUCUACGAACUACAAAAAGUUGUUCCUGUCAAAGAUCAAUCUUCUGUUCGACGAAAGAGUUCUUAUAGGUAACGGGUUUACGGCUCACGAAACACUGCGGCCUUUGGCUUACAGUACAGUCGCCGAUUUUGUGCAUAAUGUGAGGGGUGAUUUACAACUGGACGACAUCGAAAAAACAAUUAAAAUGUACACUAAUUUCCUUUUGGAUGAAAGUUUGGCUUUGACUGUCCAAAUAAUGAGCGCUAAACUGUUACUGAAUCUAGUGGAACGGAUUUUGAAGCUAGGAAAAGAAAACCCAAAUGAUUCAGUAAGAUCAAAAAAACUGCUAAUAGUAAUCAUAGAUGCCUAUACGGUGCGUUUUAGAAAUCUUAAUCGCCAAUAUGAUAACUUAAUGCAGCAUCACGAAGAAUAUGAGAGAGAAAAGCUAUCGAAAACGGAGUCUUUUAGAGAAGAGUUGGAGAAGAGCAACAAGGAUACUGAAAGCUUCAUCGAUUCGAUGCUAAAGGUCAAGCAACAACCUGCAGAGAACAAAGACUCUGAGGGCGAUGUGAAGAUGGAAAAUGCAAUGGAGGAUGAACCUGAAUUUAAGAUAUCCAGGGUCAAGGGUGAAACUGAUGAUCGAGUCUCAAUGGAAGACAACAUUGACGUUUUUGAUAUCAAGUUCAAAAGCCCGAUUUUACUGUCUCCCCCACCAAACAGCGAUCCCUUGAAAGACGCUUUUUACCUAUACCGAACACUAAUGUCCUUUUUAAAAACAAUUAUUCACGAUUUGAAGGUGUUUAAUCCUCCAUCAACUGAAUACACAACAAUGAAUCCCAAGGUCUGGACCUCACUUUCGAGAAUUUUUUCUCAUGAAGAGGUUAUAGUGUUCAAAAACUUAUUUCAUGAGUGCAUACUUGGAUUACAGUUUUUUUCCAGUCCUGAACGUAAGGCAAUCGUCGAGAAGAAGCAUUUCGAUAUUGCCGCUCCUAGUCUGCCGGUGUCUGCCACUAAAGAUGGCCGAGAGCUGAUGGAUUAUUUUGCAAUUAUGUUUAUGCAAAUCGACAGCCCUACGUUUAAUGACAUUGUCGAGUCCAAAAUAGACUUUCUCUACGAAGCGAUGUUACGGGACUCAGCUCUAUUACACGUGGCUCAAUCGUUUCUUACAAGUGAAAUAACAUCUCCUAAAUUUACCGGAAUCUUGCUUAGAUUUCUAAAACAAAAAUUCAGUUCCCUCGGAAAUGUUGAUGGCAACAAGUCCAACAUUCUUAUUCGUCUUUUCAAGCUGUCUUUCAUGUCAGUAAACCUCUUUCCUAUCACAAACGAAAUUGUCCUGCUUCCUCAUCUGAAUAAACUUAUUUUGGAUUCUCUGAAAUACUCAACUACGGCAGAGGAACCUUUGGUUUAUCUUUACUUAAUCAGGACGCUGUUCAGAAGCAUUGGUGGUGGAAGAUUUGAGAAUUUGUAUCGAUCGAUUAAGCCUAUUCUACAAGUUCUCCUUCAGUCACUUAAUCGAAUGAUUUUAACCGCGCGCCGUCCACACGAGAGAGAUCUCUAUGUCGAACUAUGCCUGACUGUACCAGUCCGCCUUAGUGUGCUCGCCCCAUAUUUGAGCUAUCUAAUGAAGCCACUAGUGUACGCUUUACAAGGAUUUCCCGAACUGGUUACUCAAGGGCUUCGAACUCUAGAGCUUUGCAUAGACAAUUUAACCGCUGAGUAUUUUGAUCCGAUUAUUGAACCUGUUGUCGAGGAUGUAAUUCGCUCGCUAUUCAAACUCUUGAAACCGCAGCCAUUUAAUCACCAAAUCAGUCAUACUGCUGUUAGAAUUUUGGGGAAGCUCGGUGGUAGAAAUAGAAGAUUUUUGAAACAGCACUCAGAUCUGAGGAUUGCUGCAGAGUUAGAUACCCCAGUCAAUGCGCUUUUCAAGAUUCAAGGCAUUAAUGAAGAAGUUCCACUCUCUAUCACUCCUGGUGUUCGCUCAGCGUUGGAGAUUCUUGAAGAUUAUCGCUCAGAUUUGUUUUACAAGAAAAGUGCUUUCAAUUACCUAAAAUCGAUUUUACAGCUUUUUCUUAAGUCGUCACUCAUAUUUCCUGACAAUUAUGAUAAGUGGAUAAAAAGUGCUCUACAUGUCCUGGCAGAAGAAAACGUUUCUGCCAUUGAUUCUACAGAUGUUGGUGAGGGGAAAAUAAAAGAUCGGCGUCUUCUACAAAGCCAAGAACUACUUCUGAUGAAACUUCUCGAAUCAUUGAUUUUUUCUGCAUCAAUCGAAGAUCUGCGAGAAGACGCAGAGAGCAUUCUCAAAAACGUAAUAAAUCACUUUUGCUUUUUACAACUGAACAAUUCGCUGCGCAGGAAACGAGGAGAGACCUCAGGUUUCAGUGUCAAUGUCAAACUUUUUAAGGUCACAAUUGAUGUCGAUAUUAUUUUGGACGCUAUUUUGACAGGACUUGGUUCUUAUUUGGAGGAAUCUAGACGGAUGGCGGUAGCGGCUGUUAAACAAAUUUUUGACACGAGCAAUAGAAUAUAUGGUGCGGAGCUGGCUCUAAAGUACUCUUUCAUUUCGACUCUCACUAAGAAAUUUAUUCAUAAAUGCUAUGAUGAAGCAUAUUUCGAAAAGAGUAGUGGGGUACUAGGUAUCAAGACAUUGGUAGAAGAGCACAGGAUACCCGUUGAAUAUCUCAAAGAAUGCCAAUUUGACCUCAUUGCAGGCCUGCUGUUUGUGUUAAUAGAUACACCCAUGGAGGCCCCAGGUGUUAUUCGUGAACGUGCUGAAAAAUUGAUAACCAGCAUUUUAGCAAGCACAUGCAAAAACAUACGAGAAGAAGAUCUUCAUGAAAAAGGUUUACAGAACACCUUGAUCGACAUUGUGUGUGAGUUGAGUAAUGCUAAGGAGGUUGUAAGAAGCGCUUGCCAAAAUGCUCUUGCUACAAUAUCAGAGGUCUCGGAUAUUCCCAUUGUGAAGUUGAUGGAACAUUCGAAGAGCUUUUUGCUGUCACCUAUUUUUGCGAAACCUUUGAGGGCACUGCCUUUUCCAAUGCAAAUAGGUAAUGUGGACGCCAUAAUCUACUGUCUGCAACUGCCUAACACAUUCUUGGAAUUUAAUGAAGAGCUUUAUAGGCUGCUUCAUGAAGCAAUCGCCUUAGUUGACGCCGAGGACGAGUCCCUUGCUAGCGCACAACGAGUAACUGAAUAUCAAACAGCAGAGCAACUUGUGCAGUUACGAGUUGUGUGCAUCAAGCUCCUGUCGCUUGCUUUAAAGAAUGGCGACUUUGCCUCUGCUCAACAAGGAGCUACGCGCAUAAGAGUUCUGGCGGUUUUUUUCAAAACGAUGCUGAAAACUUCACCUGAAAUCAUUGAGGCAACUUACCAAGGUCUGAAAAGCGUUCUAGCAGAGAACUCUAAGUUACCCAAAGAACUCUUGCAGAAUGGCCUUAAACCCAUGUUGAUGAAUCUUUCUGAUCACCAAAAACUAACGGUUUCUGGUCUCGAAGCCUUAGCUAAACUCUUGGAGUUACUAAUUGCUUAUUUUAAAGUCGAAAUUGGAAAAAAGCUCCUAGAUCACUUGGACGCGUGGUGCAGAGUAGAGGUGCUGGACAUGAUUUUCGGGAAAGAUCUCAAGGAACAAACACCAACAAAGAUAAUCUACGGAAUUAUCAACAUUUUCCAUCUUUUGCCCCCCCAGGCAGAUAUCUUUCUAAAUGACCUUCUAUUGAAAGUCAUGUUAGUUGAAAAGAAAUUGAGGCUGCAACUUGAUUCUCCUUUUCGGGAGCCAAUGGCCAAAUAUUUGAACAGAUUCCACUCUUCUGUUAUUGCCUACUUCAAUAACAAUUUGGGAUCCAGAGAUUUGGUGUUACUGAUGUGUUCCAUCAUCAAAAGAAAGGAGGCCGUAGAUCUCAAGAAUGACUUUAAGCAAGAAUUUCACAACUUUUGCGAUUAUUACAUGACAGGAAUCUCCUCCAACAAAGUCAGGGUUGUCAGUUUUUUCGCGAACGUAGUCGAUAUCUUUGACUCGCUAGUCCACGUCGAGAGCGACGAUUGGUUGGCUGAUAGUGGCCCGACACUGAUAAAGGUUAGAGGUAUGCUCAAACUAGCAGUUGAUACAGUUGAUGAGGGCGAUUUUCACUUUGACUCUCUCCAGCUAUCUCAAGCUUCCGACAAAAUCCAAACGCUAUAUGCCAAAUUCCUGGAGUUGAACGUAAAUGAUCCAACGUUGUUAUUUGAAUACCUAGAGUUUGCCUUUACAGCGAAGAUAAACCUGUCACAGUCUAUACUUGCUUUUAUUGAGAAAUGUGUGAUAACAACAGAUGACGUCGAAAAUAAAAAAAUCUUCCUUCAACAAGCACUGCUAUUUUGCACAAGAGACAAGCCUUUAGCGGCAAGUGUUUUUGUUUUGAAGCACGUUAUUAAUAGCACACUAGUCUACGAGGGCUCGUCUAAGGGUUCCCUGAAAAGACUUACUGGAACAGAGGAGCAUGGGCUUCCUGAAUGGCUGAACUUGAUGUAUGCUAAAAUUUGGAAAGGGUCCAACGAAGUUUUGGAAAGCUAUGCCGCUGGUGAAUACGAUGCGUUUAGGUUUGAGCUCCUUCAAUUGUCAUCAAUUUUUACCGAGUACGACCCAGACCUAAAUCCCGACAUCAGAAAAGAUAUAAUUCGAUUUUGUUGGAAUUUCAUAAAGCUUGAGGAUCCUCUAUUGAAGCAAGGUGCCUAUAUGGUCACAGCUUAUUUCAUAGCAAAAUACGAAUUCCCCGUUAAGAUCGUCACCCAGGUGUUUGUUGCGCUCCUUAGAACGACCCAAAUCGAAUCUCGUUAUAUGGUCAAACACUCACUUGACCUGCUUGCUCCUGUAAUGCAUGACCGAAUGGCUUCUGCUGAAGCGCCCAAUUCUUGGAUCAAUUGGGUCAGAAGAGUACUUUCUGAGAACAACGCAAGUCAGAACGGCACGCUAUACCAGCUUUUAAUCAGCCACCCUCACGUAUUUUUUGAUUCCCGUGAUUUAUUCAUCCCCAGUAUUAUAAACUACAUCGGAAAAUUGACACUGUUAGCUAAUCCAAGCAUAGAAAACCAAUCUUUGGCAAUUGACCUAGCCGACCUUAUUUUAACGUGGGAAAAGAAGGCCAGAAACCCAAAGCCUAGCGACGCUAGUGUGAAAGAGGACAUAGAGGAAAUCGAUGAAACUGAGAGACAGAACAUCACAACCGCUCAAAAAGAAGCGUUUGUUACAUGUCUUAUAAGAUACGUUUGCGUCAGUAAUCACCGCGCUUCCGAGACAGAAUUAGGAUCAAGGUCGCUUAAAAUUUUGUCUGAGAUACCAUCUGAGAGGUCAUGGCCUGAAGUGAACAUUAAACUCAGCUACUUCGAAAAAUUUUUGGUCCAACAAGACUUGUCUUCAUCGAACAUCUCCUUCUAUUGUAUGAAUGCGUUAGAUGUGCUUGGAAUAAUCCUCCGCAACAAAAGUCCCUCUUGGAUCAUUGCAAACCUCACCGUUCUUCAGGGACUUUUAGACAAGUGUUUGCGGACGGACCAUCAUGAUAUACAGGAUGUCUUACAGAAGGUAUUAGGAAUUAUACUGGCUUCUAUCAAGUCCGAAGAAGACCUCGCCAUGGAAAGCGAUGUUGAGACGCCUAGUAAACAAAUGCUCAACACUUUGAGCUCCAUUAUAACAGAAGAUCUCCAAGGAACAUCAUCUGUAGCAGCUGGUGUUAUGCUGGCAUGGACUCUAUUCAUGUACUUUCCUCAAUACAUUGACCCUCUUUUGCCAUCCAUAAUGAAGACAUUCAGCAAGUUGUGCAAGGAUCAUCUUGCAACAUCUCAGCCCAAAGAUCCUGCUACGUUGGAGGAAGCCAGGAUCACCACAAAGCUCUUAGAGAAGGUUUUGUAUCUUUUGUCAAUGAAAGUAGCUUCCCUAGGGGAUGCACGCAGGCCCUUUCUGUCAACUGUUGCUCUACUGAUAGAUCGUUCAAUGAACCAGCAAUUCUUGAAAAAAGUUAUCACAAUUGCUAGAACUUGGGUUUUCACUAACGAGAUCUUUCCCACCGUCAAAGAGAAAGCUGCCAUAUUGACUAAAAUGCUUGCUUUCGAGGUGAGAGGGGAACCUAAACUUUCGAGGCAGUUUUACGAGAUCAUUCUUGAACUUUUCGAAAACAAAAACUUCAAUAACAGUGAAAUCACGGUCAGAAUGGAACAACCGUUCUUAGUCGGAACCCGCGUAGAAGAUAUCUACAUUCGGAAAAGACUGAUGUCAAUUCUAGAUGACAGUCUGGAACGAGACAUAAGAGAGAGAUUGUAUUACGUCAUUCGAGACCAAAAUUGGGAAUUUAUUGCCGAUUAUCCAUGGUUAAAUCAAGCUCUACAGCUUCUAUAUGGUGCUUUCGACAAAGAAUACUCUCUUAAAUUAUGUGACGCAUAUCAGCUUGACUCUUUAGAAGCGAUUGUGGACGAUUUAACUAUUGAAGGCAUUGAUGAAUAUCAGGAAAGCUCAUUGACAGGUCUCAUUGAGCAGCAUAAGGAAUUUGCCAAGCACUUCGGGCAUAUUUCCUGCAACGAUAUACUUGAGCCUCUUGUUGAUAUUUUCUAUCAGAGCCCGCAAGCUAUCCACUCAACCUGGAUCAAUGUGUUUGGGGCGGCCUACAGGUCAAUUCCUAAAAACGAGAAAUUUGGUUUUGUUCGUUCAUUAGUGACUUUGCUAUCGAAGGACUAUCAUGCAAGACAAUUGAAUGUCAGGUCGAAUGUCGUUAGCACCUUAUUGGAUUCGAUAAGUGAGAUUGAUUCUCUCGAGUUGCCUCCUCAUCUAAUCAAAUACGUCGCCAGCUCUUACAAUUCAUGGUACCAAUCGAUAAAAAUUUUGGAGUCAUUGGAGGAAAGAGCGACGCUUGAAAACGCUAACAUUAUAGAAACAAACGAAGAUGCCUUGCUCGAACUGUAUGUCAACCUACAAGAGGAGGACAUGUUCUAUGGCCUCUGGAGACGUCGAGCGAAGUACACCGAAACUAGUAUUGCCCUCUCCUUUGAACAAUUAGGCAUAUGGGACAAAGCUCAACAGCUUUACGAAGCUGCACAGGUCAAAGCAAGGAGUGGUGCUCUGCCUUACUCUGACUCCGAGUAUUCUGCUUGGGAGGACAACUGGAUCAUGUGUGCUGAGAAAUUACAGCAUUGGGAUGUUUUAACUGAGCUAGCAAAACACGAAGGAUUCACUGACUUACUUUUGGAGUGCGGCUGGAGAGUUGCUGAUUGGAGCGCAGACCGCGAGGCUCUAGAACAGUCUGUGAAGAGUGUCAUGGACGUUCCUACACCCAGAAGACAGAUCUUCGAAACAUUUUUAGCGCUGCAAAACUUUGCCGAAACUAAAAAGGGGGAUCAAGAAGUAAGAAGACUCUGUGAUGAGGGUAUCCAGUUAUCAUUGCAUAAAUGGGCCUCAAUGCCUGAACGUUUUACACCAGCUCACAAGUUUUUGUUGCAUGGAUUCCAACAAUAUAUGGAGUUUCUCGAAGCGACUCAGGUUUACGCAAAUCUUGCAUCUACAACGGUACAGAAUCUGGAUACCAAGGCACAGGAAGUCAAACGUGUUUUGCAGACAUGGAGAGACCGUCUUCCCAAUAUUUGGGAUGAUAUCAACAUGUGGAAUGAUUUAAUAACGUGGCGUCAGCAUGCCUUCCAAGUAAUCAAUAAUGCUUAUUUACCGUUGGUUCCAGCCUUGCAACAAGCAAGUGGGAACAAUAACGUAAAUACACACGCGUACCGGGGUUAUCACGAAAUUGCGUGGGUCAUCAACAGGUUUGCCCAUGUUGCGAGAAAGCACAACAUGCCAGACGUUUGCAUCAGCCAAUUGGCACGUAUUUAUACUUUACCGAACAUUGAAAUUCAGGAGGCUUUCUUAAAGUUGAGAGAGCAGGCAAAAUGUCAUUACCAAAACAUGAAUGAGCUAACAACAGGUUUGGAUGUUAUUAGUAACACGAACUUAGUUUACUUCGGAACAGUUCAAAAAGCAGAAUUUUUCACCCUGAAAGGGAUGUUCCUUUCCAAAUUGCGGGCUCACGAUGAAGCCAACCAAGCGUUUGCCACCGCAGUGCAAAUUGAUUUAAAUUUGGCUAAAGCCUGGGCCCAGUGGGGGUUUUUCAACGACCGUAGGCUUUCAGAAGAGCCUCAAAAUAUUAGCUUCGCUAAUAACGCGAUCAGCUGUUAUCUGCAAGCUGCCGGACUCUACAAUAAUUCGAAGACGAGAAAACUACUUUGCAGGAUUCUCUGGCUCAUCGGGAUAGAUGAUAGCACUGGGACGCUAGCAAGUGCUUUCGAAUCGUUUAGAGGAGAGAUUCCAGUUUGGUACUGGAUCACUUUCAUUCCACAAUUGCUAACUUCCCUAUCUCAUAAAGAGGCGAAUAUGGUCCGUCAAAUUUUGAUAAGGAUUGCAAAAAGCUAUCCUCAAGCCUUACACUUCCAGCUAAGAACUACUAAGGAAGACUUUUCUGUGAUCCAACGCCAGACAAUGGUCGCAAUGAAUAACGCCCGACCACCUAAUAGCAAGGCACCAACUUCUACAAAUGGUACUCGCCAACCCUGGGAGUACCUCGACGAAUUGAACGGUAUAUUAAAAACCGCUUACCCGUUGUUAGCGCUUUCGUUAGAGUCCCUAGUGGACCAGAUCAACCAGAAGUUCAAGACUACAUCAGACGAAGAUCUCUUCAGAUUAAUCAACGUUUUACUCAUUGACGGAACUUAUAACUUCAACCGUUUGCCCUUACCUAGGGAAAACUUAUUGUUGCCCGCUAGCACCGAAACUAACCUAGUUCGGUUUUCAGAGAACUUGCUACCCCCUCAUAUCAGAGUCAAAUUCAAUGCUGAUUUCAUCGACAGCAAGCCUAACUUUGAAGAAUACAUCAAGAGAUUGAGGUAUUGGAGGAAUCGUUUAGAGAAUAAGCUCGAUCGGGCUCCGAAAGUAGAAAAUAUGGAAAAAUGGUGUCCCCAUCUAAGCAACUUUCAUCAUCAGAAAUUUGAAGAUAUCGAGAUUCCUGGCCAAUAUCUUCUCAACAAGGAUAGCAACGCCCAUUUCGUUAAAAUAGCUCGUUUCUUGCCUCAUGUGGAUUUCGUUCGUGGGACUCACUCGUCGUAUAGGCGCUUGACCAUAAGAGGUCACGACGGUAGUCUCCACUCUUUCGCUGUCCAGUACCCAGCGGUGCGCCAUUCACGUCGGGAAGAGAGAAUGUUUCAGCUGUUCCGGCUGUUCAAUGAGACUCUUUCCAAGAAUGUUCAAACCCGUCGCAGGAACAUUCAGUUUUCACUUCCGAUAGCAGUUCCACUUUCGCCACAAGUUCGCAUCAUGAAUGACAGUUCCACAAUUACUACUAUGCAUAAUCUCUAUGAUAAUUAUUGUGAUAAAAACGAGAUGGAUAGAGGAGCAAUUCAAGAUUUUGUUUGCCAGCAGCUAGAUGCAGCAUAUGAUAAAAUUCUCCCCCCACCUGACAUAACUGCCGUUAAAGUUGAGAUUUUCAGUUCCGUGCAGUCAAUGUAUUUGCCAACGACGGUGAUGAAAGACUAUUUCACUGAUCUCUUCACUCAAUUUGAAGAUUUCUGGUUAUUCCGCAAACAGUUUUCGUCUCAAUAUGCUCUUUUCAUUUUCAUGACAUACAUGCUAGCAAUCAACAACCGCUCACCUCACAAAAUAUCAAUUGACCAAGUAUCUGGUGACGUUUUCACCUUGGAAAUGUUGCCGGCAAGAUAUCCAUAUGAAAGAGUAAAACAAACGGCCAAAAACUUCGAAGCCAAUAUCCCACCUGACUCGCCAGUAUUCCACAAUAAUGAAGCUGUUCCUUUCCGUCUAACACCUAAUAUUCAAAAACUUAUAGGAGACUCUGCUCUCGAAGGCAUAUUAUCAGUCAAUGUUUUCGCUGUUGCUCGAGCCCUACUUGAACCCGAUAACGAGCUGAAUACAUAUCUCUCCUUGUUCAUCCGUGACGAAGUUAUUUCGUGGUACAGCAACUUGCAUCGCUCUAUUGUCGGGGAUCCUCAGUUACGCGAAAUCGUGCGCACGAAUGUAGAUCUCAUCACGAGAAAAACGGCGCAACUGGGACAUUUGAGCUCGAAGCCCUCUGUUGCUACUCAGUACGUCUUGGAUGCCAUAAGUGCUGCAGUGAGUCCUAGGAAUCUGGCUAAAAUGGAUCAAAGCUUCAUGCCAUAUUUUUAG
Messenger RNA from Lachancea nothofagi CBS 11611, 11184 nucleotides. NCBI's taxonomy places the organism in Eukaryota, Fungi, Ascomycota, Saccharomycetes, Saccharomycetales, Saccharomycetaceae. The record is from the annotation of a GenBank genome assembly.